AACCAAUAAGAGCAAAGAUAACUAGGAUUUCUUUAUCAUGAUUGGACAAUUAAAUUACUCUGCCCAUCGAGUAGAGUUUUGGAACGCAGUCCUUGUCGCGAUUAGCGGUUAACAUGAUUGCGGCGUGGAGAAAGCGCGGUUCGUGCAUGUGAUGGAUAUAGGAUAGUUUAGGUCAACGAUUCGACUUAUUGUAAUUUCGGCUGUGAUGGUUUCUUGUAAAUUUUCACGGAAAUUGAAAUAGAAGAAAGGAACAAGAAGGAGACGCGAAAGCAAUAUCCUAUAUUCUGGAGAAGGGAUAAAUAUAACAAUAGAAAAAGAAGGAGGAGGAGGAAGAAGAAACCCGGUCGGUGCCGUCAGCAGUAAGUGGUAAUUGCAAUCGAGUUGGUGUAGCCGUGGUUGCAGUACACACAUACACCUCGUUGUCCAUUCGCGACAUGCCACUUCAAGGAUUACGGUAACAUGGCAUCGUCGUUGAACGAGUCGCUGGACAUGAUCAAGUCGCAUUUCGCACAUGCUGCCGAUAAGCUCGAAUGGGUUCCGUUAUCUCUGACAUUGGUGGAAUAUCCGCAAGGGGAUCUCUUUGGAAAGUUCUUGGCUGUAAUAAGUCUAGUACCCUUUGCUAUUAUAGCUGGCUUUCUUGCAUUAAUAUUAUUUAGAAGAGAUUUACAUACUAUUGUAUUUUUUAGCGGAGUUCUUUUCAAUGAUUGUUUAAAUUUGAUAUUGAAACACACAAUCUGCCAAGCAAGGCCGAUUAAGAGAGAUAGCCUGUACACUGAAUAUGGUAUGCCAUCUACACACGCACAAUUUAUGUGGUUUUUUGCUGCAUACGUGUCACUUUUUGUAUACAUUAGGUUAAAUUACAACUGUACGAUAGCAGAGAGAUUUUGGCGGACAAUAGUAGUAGUAGGAUGCAUUAUCACAGCUGUGUUAGUAACUUACAGCAGAGUGUAUUUACUGUACCACUCCAAUACUCAAGUAGUUUGGGGUGCAUUAAUUGGCAUUGCGAUUGGAAUAGUAUGGUUUGCAUUCAUGCAUACAGUUCUGACGCCGUUUUUCCCCAUAAUAGUUUCAUGGCGAAUAUCAGAGUACCUGUUGUUGCGCGACACAACACUGAUUCCUAAUGUCUUGUGGUUCGAGUACACGAGUAUUCGCACUGAAGCUCGAGCACGUGCUCGGAAGCUUUCGGCGAUUGGCAGAUCGCAUUGACAUCUAAUGCUGAUUGGCCAAUGUGCUAAUAAUGAAUUGAAAUAAAAAAUGCCUUGAUAACGAACGAUCUGACGAUAAAGCAAUGUAGUUUGGCAAAGUAUGAGAAUUAGCGUGAAUAUGUUGAAACGUGGAUGGAAAGUAUUCGACUUAACGUUACAUCUCUCGUUUUAACAGAGCAAAGACGAAUUCGAAAAAUAAGAAGAAUGCCAGUACAAACGUAGAGACGAUUAUGAAAUGAUCGUAAUCGUCAUCAUCGAUAUCCAGCAUCGUCGUUGUCUUUCAUCAAUAAUAUUAUCUCACUAUUGUUAGCAUUAAUGUUAUGAUACACGGUAAUAUUAAGCAUUUUUAUCAUAAAGAUGUUUGAGACAGUCAAAACACGAAAACAGUGGUAGCAGAUUUUACACAAGAGAGAAUCAACUCACUUGACGAUAGUUGAGAGGACGUUAUCGUAGGAGAGGGGAAACGGUAUCCCUAUGCAUAUUAUGCUACAUUAAAAAAAUCGUGUACAUAGACCAACAUGAUAGCCUGAACAUUUGGGCCACAAGCCUAGGAUCAUUUGAAUUUUUUUAUUGUCUACAUAUUUGUGCAUAAUAAAUGUUGAUUAUUUAACAAAAUAGCGACAAUAUCUCGUACAUUACUUCUUUUUAUAUAUAAUUUUAUGUUUUACGUUAUAUAAAGUAAUAGUAAAAUGUCUAGAUAAUAUUUGAAAUAUUGUUGCUGCUUCCUUAAAUAAUAUCAAUAAUUAUGGUGCAUGAAUAUGUGAACAUAAGUGUGCGAUUAAAAAAUUUCAGUGAUUUUAAAUUUAAAUCUUAAGAAAGAAUCAAUAAGAGUCAAUAAGAGCCAACGCAAAUGAAUAUUUCAUUAAUUUUACGAGAUUUUACGAGAUUUCAUUAAUUUAACAGUAGAUAACGAGAUUUUAUGAGAUUUCAUUAAUUUAACAGUAGAUAACGAGAUUUUACGAGAUUUCAUUAAUUUAACAGGAGAUAACAAUUGCAAAUAUUUAAUUAUAAUUUAAUGAAACGUUAAACAUUGAACAGUACAACAUCAGAUCGCUCUUUUGCAUGAUGCAGAGAACUGAAGUAUAUAUUAGAAACAUCCAUAAAAAUAGGCUCUAAAAAGAAACUCCGGAAGUCAAAUCCAGCAUUAAACAAUAUUUUUUAAGAGUCAACGAAAUGUUUCUAUCGUAAAGAAUUAAUUUUUUAUUAAGAACGUACGAAUGCUAGUAGUAAAUAAUAAUUUGAUCGACACUUGAAGAAUACUUUUCAAUGUUCUACGUUUGAUUAACAUUAAGAGAAUACGGCAUAAAAUAUCUCUAAAAAUAAAAAUGUUUUGAUUGAUCUCGCUAUUUAUAUACAAUAGAGUAGUUUUCAGAUUAGAAUAAAAUUUUCAGCAGCCAGCACUUUUGCGCAGAUUUUAUCAAAUAUUAAGAUAUGGUGAUACAAAAAUAAAUAAUAAUUGAUAAAUAAUAAAUUUUUAUACACCUUAAGGCUCUUAAGUACUCGCGUCAACUGUCCUUGUUUGAUGACGUCAGAAACAAGAAAUCGUAUGUUCGCGAUUCUUACGUUAUACAUUAAAAUAAAAAGAUAAAUCCAUACAACGUCACUUAGAAUCGAUUCAGCAAAUUUGUCAAAUAUUUUGAGUACUUUUUGCUAUUACAAUCAAUAAAUAGCUAUAAAAUUAACGUAAUAGAAAUGAUAAAAAAGUCUAGUUAAAACCUAAGUUACACGUUAAUUUUACAGCUAUUUACUGAUUUUAACAAUAAAAAAAAGUGUUUAAAGUAUUUCACAAAUUUGCUAAAUCGAUUACAAGUGUUGUUUUAGAUAUAUAUAUAUUUUUUUUUAUUUCAAUGUGUAACGUAAAAAUCAUGAGCAUGUAGUUUCUCGCUUCUGACGUCAUCAAAUAAAGACAGCUUAUGCGAGUAUCCAGAAGUCUUAAUAUUUGGUCAAAUCUGCACAAAAAUGCUGAAAACUGGCAAGCAUUGCAACAAACUGUUGAACGUUUUUCUUUAUUUAAUGAUAAUUUACUUAUUUUGAAAAAAAGUUUUUAUUUUUCAUUAAUUUUCUAAUUUUUUUUUGUUCUGGAAACUAUUUUUCAAAUAGCAAGAACACUAUUUAUACUUAUCUGAUAUCCCUCUAUUAAAACAACACUAAAUUUACAACAUUAUUGAACCUUUAUUAUCUUUUAUUAGACUUUUAUUAAAUUUGUAUUAAACUUAAAAUAAAAGGCCUUUAUUAAAUCUUUAUUAGGCCUUUAUUAAACUUUUAUUAAAUUUUUAUUAAACUCUAAUUAAAGUAUAAUAAUUAAGUAUUUACAACUCUCUCUAUCUCUUUCUCUCUCUCUGAGACUUUAUUAGACUUGUGUAUAUUGGUGGCUUUUAUUCCCUUAUUUAAAUUUUCUUUGAUUGUACAUGUGAUAACCUUGAUAUUUUCAUUGAUUUUAAGACCAUCAUGCCGGUCUAUGUAUAGACACAAUCGAAUGCUUGUUUAUAAUGUUCCAAAUUUAAUAAGCACGAUUGUAUUUUCCACGAAUUACAAUCUCUUUUACAAAUCGUCAUCGAAUAUUGCAAGCAUUCAACGAUACGUUCCACAUUGACUCCUAAGAGGCACCGCGCGCGUCAGCAGCGGAUCCUUCGUGUUCAGAUACUUAAUUAAGUUAAGAUCGAAAAUGUGCGUUUGCAGUCGGAUGUUUAGUUUAAAUCGAGACUGAAAAUUGUUAUAUAACACAACAGCAGAGGCGAAUAACGAUUAGUCAACAAUGAGCAGCUGCAAGGAGAAAAAUAAUGCCUUUCGACAAUACAUAUCUAGUUUAGUUUUGCAAUAGAUCUUUUUUCACGAUAUGUUUAGCGAGAUUUCACCCAUUAUAUUUGUACGAAUUUUUAAAUGAGUCUUAUGAGAAAGAUUAAUGGUUCAUCCAGAUUUCUUUUGUAACCUUUAACAAUAAUGUCGUUAUCAUUGCGCAAGUAUAAUAUAUAUAUAUAUAUAUAUAUAUAUAUAUAUAUAUAUAUAUAUAGUAGAAAAACUGCGCAACGACAAUGUAACGAUAACGAUAUUGUUGUUAACAGUUACAGAACAGUCUUACAAAUAAACUUGCAUAAUCAUGUAGUACAUAUGCACAAAAAAAAUUAAUCGAUCAUCAAGAUUGGGUAAGUUAAUUUUUUUUCAAUUAAAUUAAAAAUUAUUGGUUUAUAAAAUUAACUUAGAUUAAAGUUAUAUAAGUAAAAACUAAAUUAAAUGUUAAAUUGAAAUUAAGUUAACUUAUCAAAGUUAAUUUGUUUUUGUAUAAUUGCUUUUAUAUAAUUAUAUCCUUUUAAUCGUAAAUUAAAUUUACGUGAAAUAAUGAAAAGGUAGUCUUUUAUAAAAAAAUUUUCAGAAUCACGUAAAAAAAGAACGCUAUUUAACGCUGGCUCAGAAGAAAUAAUUCUGCUAAGAUUAUUUUUUAUUUUUCGUAUUUUGUAUUGUAAUCAACCUACGAUAAUUUUAAUAUUGAUGAAUUAAAUUUUAUUUAUUUUAUAUUUUAAUUUUAUUAAUUUGAAAAAGUUAAUUUUAAAAUAACUAGUUUUAAAUUAAAAUUGAUCAACUUUUUAAAUGAAUAAUUGAUUAACUCGUUAUCUAAUCCUGUAUUGAGUCCGGAAAAACACAUACUGCAUUUGAGUAAACGUUACUUUUGUUUCAAGAAUAUCAUCAAAUAUACACAUUCACAGAUUUACCAUAAGUUUAUAUUUAUGAGAAUUUAUCAUUUCAGAAUGUGUUUUAAAUGAAUUUGAUGUUUCUGAUGAGCUUAUUUUAUUAUAGAUUUUUAUUAUAGAUUAUGGAUAUGUAAAUCUAUGAAAUAUAUACUUGAAACAAGUGACAUUUACUUGAAUGCAGUAUGCAUCUUUCUAUAUGUAUCGAUUAUGAAACGUGCAUAUGUAUAAAAGGAUGUUAUUUAUAGGUCUGUUUUUUUUAGAUAAAAAACUGAACUGAUGCACACCAGUUAAUCCUCUGAUAAGUUAGAGUCAGACAGAUAUAUUUUGUGUUUCACUGUAACUUAUUGCACUAGUUCAGACAAUUCAGU
Odontomachus brunneus is the source of this 5259-nucleotide messenger RNA. Its product is annotated as dolichyldiphosphatase 1-like. The coding region runs from base 460 to 1206 and encodes 248 amino acids. The record is from RefSeq and is a predicted model, not a curated record. NCBI's taxonomy places the organism in Eukaryota, Metazoa, Arthropoda, Insecta, Hymenoptera, Formicidae. The transcript is spliced from 5 exons. Gene Ontology annotation, molecular function: sphingosine-1-phosphate phosphatase activity.